CAAAUGUGUGUCAUGUGGGUCCGCAGUGUAUGACAUUAUUGUGACAGAUUCCUUUUGCAAUAAAAAUGACACCGAGUGCCUCUCAAAUUCUUGCUCAAGCAAUUCUACCUGCAAGGCUUUUGCAGAAAACAGUUGUCCUUGCUCAAAUGCAAGCAACAAUUUUAACAAAGACUGUGAAGAUAUGAAAGAUCCUUGCUCCUCCACUCCCUGCCAAGGAAAUGCCUCUUGUCUCACCUCCCCAGAAGGAAGGGGCUUUCUCUGCAAAUGUCCUCCUGGGUAUAGUGGGGCAAGCUGUGAAACUGCCACCAGUUCCUGUGGUGUGAACUCCUGCCUACAUGGAGGUACUUGCCACCAGGACCCUGGGUACCCCACCUGCAUCUGUCCUGCGGGAUAUGCUGGAACGUUCUGUGAAACAGAUAAAGAUGAAUGUGCCUCUAGCCCGUGCCACCAUGGGGCCGUGUGCCAGGAUGAAGUUGAUGGUUACUCUUGCUUCUGCGUCCCAGGAUAUCAAGGCAGGCACUGCGAAAUGGAGGUGGAUGAGUGUGCCUCAGAGCCCUGCAAGAAUGAAGCUACAUGCCUCAAUGAGAUUGGUCGAUACCUGUGCGUCUGCCCCAGUAAUUAUUCUGGUGUUAACUGUGAGUUGGGAAUUGACCCAUGUGCGUCCCAUCCCUGUUUAAAUGGUGGCGCUUGCCGGGAUGCUGCAACGGCUUACUUCUGUGACUGUACUGCUGGAUUCACAGGGGACAACUGUGAGCUCAACCUGGAUGAGUGUGCCAGUCAACCUUGUCUCCACGGAGGGCUGUGCCUGGAUGGGGAAAACAGCUACACCUGCCACUGCUUGGGCAGUGGAUACACAGGGACACACUGCGAGACCAUGUUGCCUCUUUGUUGGCCAAACCCUUGUCACAAUAAUGCAACUUGUGAGGACAAUGUUGACAACUACACUUGUCACUGCUGGCCUGGUUACACAGGUGCCCAGUGUGAGACCCAGCUGGAUGCAUGCAGCAGUCAACCCUGCCAGCCCGCGGGGGAGUGUGUGCAGCUGUCCUCCAGGCAGCGCGAGGGAGAGGGAGGUGUUGCUGGGCUACCUGCCUUGGGCAACCUUGAAGCCGCAGGCUUUGUUUGCAUCUGUCAGCCAGGAUUCACAGGAGUGCACUGUGAAGAGGACAUCAAUGAAUGCUCUUUGAACCCUUGCCAGAAUGGUGGUACUUGUGAUAACUUGCCUGGGGGUUACACUUGCCGAUGCCCAUCUGAUCAUCUUUCUGGAGCGUUUUAUGGAGGAAAAGACUGUUCCGACAUACUCCUCGGCUGUACCCACCACCAAUGCCUAAACAAUGGAAUUUGCAUUCCUCAUCUCCAAAAUGGUCAGCAUGGAUUCAGCUGCCGAUGUCCAUCUGGCUACACAGGAUCAUUGUGUGAAACCAUCACCACACUGUCAUUUGAGGGCAAUGGCUUCCUGUGGGUCACAGGUGGCUCAGAUGCAACCAAGGGUUCAGGGUGCACCAUGGCCUUCAGGUUUCAGACUGUCCAGUUGAUGACGAUUCUGCUUCUCCAGGGUAACAAGGACAUGUUUGCACUGCUGGAGCUACUGAAUGGCUUUCUUCAUUUGCUAGUCCAAGUCCGUCAUGAGUCCAGGGUACUCCUGUACGUCGCCUGCAACACCAGCGAUGGGGCAUGGCAUUCCGUGGAGGUCACUUUUGCAGAGAAUGUGACCCUUACCUUAAUGGAGGACUCCUGUGAAGAUGGAUGCGUUGCUACAGCUCCUUCUCCGUUUCAAAGGGAUCAGUCAAUAUGUGCUUCACACAACUCCUUUUUAGGUGGUUUUCCAGUGGGAGCUGUCAACAGUAUCAUCACACUACUUAACAUCUCUGAUAUACCAUCCAAACCUUCCUUUGUAGGCUGUUUCCAAGACAUUAAAAUUGAUUCAAUUCACAUUACCUCGGAGAACAUCUCACAUGGCUCAUCGCUAAACAUCAAGGCAGGUUGUGUGAGAAAGGACUGGUGCGAAAGCCACCCUUGUCACAACAGAGGACGCUGCACCAACCUGUGGCUUGGCUACCAGUGUGAUUGCUACAGGCCUUACACAGGCCCCGACUGCCUGAGAGAAUAUGUAGCAGGCAGAUUUGGGCAAGAUGACUCCACUGGAUAUGCCGUCUUUAAUCUGGACAAGAAUCAUGGGGAGAAUGUUAGCAUCUCCAUGCUUGUACGAAGUCAUCAACCAUCGGGCUUACUUCUAGCUCUGGAAAACAGCACUCAUCAGCAUAUCCGUGUCUGGCUAGAACAGGGAAGACUAGCAAUGCUGACUCCAAGCUCUUCCAAAUUAGUAACAGAAUUUGUUCUUAGUGAUGGAAAUGUCCAUUUGAUAUCUUUGAAAAUGCAACCAAAUAAAAUUGAACUCUAUCAGUCUUCACAAAACCUAGGAUUUAUUUCUGCUGCUACAUGGAAAACGCAAAGAGGGGAUGUUAUCUACAUUGGUGGUCUGCCUAACAGACAAGAGACAGAGGUUAGUGGUGGGUUCUUCAAAGGCUGCAUCCAAGAUGUACGAUUAAACCAUCAGAAUCUGGAGUUCUUCCCAAAUUCAACAAAUAAUACUUCCUAUAACCAAGUUCUUGUCAAUGUGACUGAGGGAUGUACUGGAGAUAACUUAUGCAAGGCCGAGCCCUGCCACAACGGAGGUGUGUGCUACUCCCUCUGGGAUGAUUUCUCCUGCUCCUGCCCCGCACACACAGCUGGCAAAGCCUGCGAGCAGUUCCGCUGGUGCCUUCUCAGCCCGUGCCCUCCCACAGCCUGGUGCCAGGUGGUACCUCAGGGAUUUGAGUGUGUUGCAAAUGCGGUUUUCAGUGGACAAAAUGGUGACAUAUUGUUCCGAAGCAAUAGGAACAUAACCAGAGAACUUACCAAUAUCACAUUUGGUUUCAGGACACGAGAUGCAAAUGUGCAGAUUUUACAUGCUGAAAAAGAACCUGAGUUUCUUAAUGUUAGCAUUCAAGAUUCCAAAUUAUUCUUUCAGUUACAGAGUGGCAAUAGUGUUGAUCUGGUGAGUCUGAAAAGUAGUCAGCCAGUGAAUGAUGGCAUGUGGCAACAAGUGACGCUUUCCAUGACAAACCCACUAGCCCAGGUGUCCAGGUGGCGGAUGGAAGUGGACCACCAAUCACCUGUGAGAAGUGCAGUUGCCACUGGGAGUCUCAACUUCUUGAGGGAAAAUACAGACAUUCAUGUUGGUGAUCCAGUUAUGGACAACGCGAAGGGCCUGAAAGGAUGCCUAAGCACAAUUGAAAUUGGAGGCAUUUAUCUCUCUUACUUUGAAAACGUGCAGGGUUUCACUCAUAAGCCCCAGAAGGAGCAGUUUCUCAAAGUCUCCAGAAACCCAGUGGUUACAGGAUGUUUACAGUUGAAUGCCUGCAUCCCCAACCCCUGUUUGCAUGGAGGAAACUGUGAAGAUAUCUACAGCUCUUAUCACUGCUACUGUCCCUUGGGAUGGUCAGGGGCACACUGCGAGCUCAACAUUGAUGAAUGCUUGUCCGAUCCCUGUGUCCAUGGUAACUGCUUUGAUGGACUUGCAGCCUACCACUGCAGGUGUAAGUCUGGAUACACUGGUGUGAACUGCGAAGUUCACAUAGACAAUUGCCAGGGUCAUCAGUGUGCAAACGGAGCCACCUGCAUUAGCAACACCAAGGGCUAUUCUUGCCAUUGUUUGGAAAAUUUUACAGGAAAAUUUUGCAGACACAACAGAUUACCCCUGGCGGUCUGUGGGAAUGGGAAGACAAACCACACUUGCUACAACGGAGGCAACUGCACAGAGCUGCUGGCAGGGUUAAAAUGUACUUGCCGGCCUGGUUUUACUGGAGAAUGGUGUGAAAAGGACAUUGAUGAGUGCGCCUCUAACCCGUGCUUCAAUGGAGGGCUGUGCAGGGACCUACCCAACAGAUUCCAGUGCCUCUGCGAUGUGGCCUAUGCCGGCGAGCGCUGUGAGCUGGACCUGGCAGACGGCUUGGUCUCGGACAUGUUCCCCGCCACUGGCUCAGUGAUUUUAGCCCUGUUACUGAUCCUCCUGCUGGCUGCGGUUGCUUCAGUCAUUGCUUCCAGCAAAAGGGCAACUCAGGGCACCUACAGCCCAAGCCAUCAGGAAAAGGAAGGCGCCCGAGUGGAGAUGUGGAGCAUGACCCCGCCUCCUGCACUUGAACGGCUGAUUUAG
This is a messenger RNA of Ochotona curzoniae (black-lipped pika), 4195 nucleotides long. RefSeq names its product crumbs cell polarity complex component 1 (gene CRB1). NCBI's taxonomy places the organism in Eukaryota, Metazoa, Chordata, Mammalia, Lagomorpha, Ochotonidae. The transcript is spliced from 12 exons. The coding region runs from base 182 to 4195 and encodes 1337 amino acids. Gene Ontology annotation, biological process: establishment or maintenance of epithelial cell apical/basal polarity; heterophilic cell-cell adhesion. The record is from RefSeq and is a predicted model, not a curated record. Gene Ontology annotation, molecular function: calcium ion binding. Gene Ontology annotation, cellular component: protein-containing complex; plasma membrane.